AUGUUGAUUCGCCGAUUUCGUGUGAAUCGUCUCAAUUCCUGGCUUCUCUCCCACGUCUACACAACCUCCACACGUCAGAAUUUAAAACAUCAACCGGCAACUGCCUCUACUAGUGUUCAAGAAGUUGUUACUAUUAGCAGCAGAAACAACAGCAAUUGCAGCGAUUUUAUGAUGAUGAUAAAACCAAUUAUUAUUUCUGGUCCCUCAGGUGGUGGAAAGUCUACUAUUUUGGCUAAAGCAAUGAAAGAAUAUCCAGAUGCUUUUGCUUUUAGUGUUUCACACACAACUCGUAAACCACGAGAUGGAGAAUUGGAUGGACAACAUUAUUAUUUUAUAGAAAAGUCUGAAUUUGAACGAAUGAUUAAAGACGGAGAAUUUCUUGAACAUGCCCAAUUUGGCGGGAACUUUUACGGGACAAGCAAAAAAGCAGUUCAGGAUAUUUGUAAUAGUGGAAAAAUUUGUGUAUUAGAUGUUGAACUUCAAGGAGUUCGAAAUUUUAAGAAGGCACAAUUUGAGGCAAAAUAUAUUUUUGUACGUCCCCCAUCAAUGGAAGUUUUGGAAAAUCGCUUGCGUCAACGUGGCACAGAAACAGAUGAUUCGCUUGAGAAACGUCUUAAACAUGCGAAAGAGGAUCUUUUGGCAGUUGAAAACGAGUCUACUCUUUUUGAUGUCGUUGUCAUUAAUGAGCAACUUGACAAAGCUUAUUCUGAUUUCCUUAACGCAAUUCGUUCAGAAUUGGAUGUUUUUAUACAAAAACGAAGCGAAAAGGAAAUGAGUAAUGGAGAAGGAAAAGAUGUAAAGAAUUAAAAAAUAUUUGAGUAAAAAAUAUUGAAGAGCUUAUUUAUGGCAUAAUUUAAUUUUUAUAGGCUUUGUAAGUCUUGACUAAUUUUUUUGUUCAGGCUUGAUAAGCUAGUUAAUUACUCAUCGAUUGAUUGGAAAAUUUUAAUAUUUUGAAAGGUUUUUGAAAGAAACUUUUUAAAUUUUUUUUUUUAAAUUAUUUGUAUAGUUUUCCAAUCAUUAUUUUUCUUUUACUAUAUCUAUCUUGCUUUUUGUGCAAUAAUUCGCUAGUUUCUUUUAAAUUUAUUGUCUUGUGCAAU
Messenger RNA from Meloidogyne enterolobii, 1097 nucleotides. Lineage: Eukaryota; Metazoa; Nematoda; Chromadorea; Rhabditida; Meloidogynidae. The record is from the annotation of a GenBank genome assembly.